CAUCUCUACGAGUGCAACAGUACUGGAUAGCAUACGCUUCAAGUUUUCUGAAUCACACACACACUCAAGGAUUACAGGAACGUCGCAGUACAAAGUACAUUCGGAAUCUCCAAACCGGUUGCAAUACACUUGCCACGAGAUAGCAUGACGAUGCCAUCUCAUCAGUUGGACAAGAUAACGACGGUUUUCUAGGGACCAUAUAAAAGCCCCUUGUGGCAAACCCAGCCAUCAGCCCAGAUAACCAACGCCGUACGACUAGUAUACCCACGAAUUUGAACAGUACCAGAGAACUCACAGACUUCAGACUUGGAGACCAGAAAUCACUAUGUCCACCCCACUCAUCAAGCUCAAUAGCGGUUUUGAUAUUCCUGCAGUAGGCUUUGGAACAUGGCAGUCCAAGCCCAAUGAGGUCUCCAACGCAGUUGAAGUCGCCCUCAGAAGUGGUUACCGACACAUUGACUGCGCCUGGCUAUACGGAAAUGAAAAAGAAGUAGGAGAGGGUAUUCGCGCGUCUGGUGUACCGAGAUCAGAGAUAUUUAUCACCAGCAAAGUUUGGUGCACUUUCUUCAGCAAGAUCCAGGAUGGACUCGAUCAAACUCUCGCGAACCUUGGAACCGACUAUGUUGACCUUUAUCUUUUGCACUGGCCUGUUGCUUUAAAUCCAAACGGAAAUCACCCUGUCUUCCCGAUGAAUUCAACUGGAACUUUCGACGUCGAUGCUUCUUGUGACCUCGAGUCGUCGUGGAAAGGAAUGGAAGCAUUGUUGAAAGACGGCAAAGUCAAAAGUAUCGGGGUAUCCAAUUUCUCGCAAAAGAAGCUGGAGGAGCUAUUGCCCAAGGCAGAAAUAGUCCCCGCCGUUAAUCAGCUUGAGUUGAAUAUCUACAAUCCUGAGUUGAAACUCGUGGAAUAUGUCAAAUCUAAGGGUAUCGUCGUGGAAGCCUACUCACCUUUGGGUUCUACAAAUUCUCCUCUGCUCAGCGACGAGAUUGCUACUCAAAUUGCUAAUAAACAUGCUAUUCCAGUUCCUGACGUACUGCUCGGAUACAUCCUCGCAAAAGGCAUGGUCGUUCUUCCGAAGUCCGUCACUCCUUCCCGUAUCGAGUCGAACUUGAAGGGUGCCUUGGGUGCUUCUCAGGUAUUGACGCAAGAGGAUAUCGAGAAACUAGAUAGCGUUGCGGCGAGUGGGAAACAGAAGAGGUUUCUCUUGCCUCCUUUUGGCGUCGACUUGGGUUUCGACAAUUGGCCAUGAAGGACACGGGAAGAUAAUGAGGUAUUCACAUCAGGCCCGCAGUCUGUAAAUGUAUUAUCGGAUAAAGUUAUGAAUUUUCUCUAUAUUGAUAUGACAGCUCUAAGACCAAACGACAAGUGUGUUCGAGAAAUAAGCCAUGCGUCACACUGCACGAGACUACAAUAGUUCCCUCGAGGCACGACUUCUGGCCCGCUGAGUUUAGGCUAGAAUGUACGAUGCGAUCCCUGACCGGAUGCUCGUCUUCUUUUAGUAUCACCGGGAGCACCUCAAGAACGUGGGUGAAACGUGUCCAUUGCCAUCUCGACAAUCGAAACGUGGAUAUUUACAUGACAUCGGCCAACGGGGUGUACAAUGCAACCCGUAGCUAACGUAGCGGGACCGAUGCAAGCUGGUUUUCCGAUACCAUCGUCGCGGUAGUGCACAUCCCCAUAGCAAGACGCGAUCAAUGAAGUGAUUAACAACCAUUGUACAUCGAUUUGACUUCUGAUAUAGAGAAAUGGGUUUCGCGAACAUCGAGGUGGGGGAAACCCGGGAGCUCGGAAACGCGCUUUCCAAUGGUCCUGCAGAUUCUCCGCACAGGGACGAGGUACGUGGAUUCGAGUGUGUGAAGGGAGAACGCGGAGGUGGAAUUCACUUUGACUAUAUUGGCGAGCCAGCAGAUGAUUCCUACAAACAUAGUAGCCGGAGCAAUCCUUAUCAAGUGCAGCGCCGCACAGAGUGAUGGUAAAAAUCCGCGAGCAGCGCCGACCAAGUAUUCAAUUGCCAAAUAUACCGCGGGGAGGAGUAAUAAGAUGUGCAGAAAGAUUAGAUGUGACCUGGUCUGAUAAAGGUGCACAUGGUGCACAAUUUCGUCCGCAAACCCCGGCGCGGCCAAAAGAAAUGGGAAUUUACGGUUUUGGUCCCACCUUCAAGGUUCUGCUUUCAGAAGUAGAGUUAAAUGCCCGCAUCUGAUAUAAAGAGCAAAACAAAAGGCGAGAAGCAGAAGGGCGUCCUAAAAAGGCAACUCGGCGCGAGUAUGAUGGGUGGCGAUUUGACACGACGACAAGGACGGAUAAAUUGCAAACGUCUUUUGGAAAGAUCAAAGAGAGGUGUAAGGUUUCUGAAGCCGCGGAUUUGCAUCUUCCCUCGAUCGCAGAUGACGAAGGCACAGGUCGAAAAUAGCUGCGGUCCCGUGUGUUUUCCC
Messenger RNA from Serpula lacrymans var. lacrymans S7.9, 2432 nucleotides. RefSeq lists its product as uncharacterized. The transcript is spliced from 13 exons. Bases 326 to 1249 code for a protein of 307 amino acids. The record is from RefSeq and is a predicted model, not a curated record. Gene Ontology annotation, cellular component: cytosol. Gene Ontology annotation, molecular function: aldose reductase (NADPH) activity. Lineage: Eukaryota; Fungi; Basidiomycota; Agaricomycetes; Boletales; Serpulaceae.